GAAGCCCUACCUGAGCUGUCUCCUUGGCGUCUCCUCCAACCUCCUUUGGGAGCCCAGCCUGUUUUCUUUCGGCUCUUCACCCCCGCUCUCCCGGGACCCUGCCAGAUGCUGGUGACGCAGAACCCUCCUCCGAGUCCCUCCGCAGGGCCCCAUCCCCAGGGCUGGCCUGACUACUGCCUCGCCGCCUAAGUGGGGACCUGGUCUGCUCGCACCACAGGCACGCGCGACUGGCAUGUCGGGGUGUGCUGGUGUGAAGUGUCCUGGCACUCCGCCUUCCCCAGUGCUGAUGGGGCUGGGGUCCCCUGCAGGACGCCUUUUGUGCUGUGUGGGAGACUGAAUUCCUGAAAGGGGGCCUGGAGCUUAGCGCAGUAACGUAUCCUUGCUUAGCAAGGGCAAGGCCCGGGUUCAAUCCUCAGUACCACGUAGGAGCCUUGGCCUUCCUGACCCCUCCCCCAGGCACAAUGACAAUAAGACUUUCCUGGUGUGGAUCAAUGAGGAGGACCACCUGCGGGUCAUCUCCAUGCAGAAGGGGGGCAACAUGAAGGAGGUGUUCACCCGCUUCUGCACUGGCCUCACCCAGAUUGAAACUCUGUUCAAGUCUAAGAACUAUGAGUUCAUGUGGAACCCACACCUGGGCUACAUCCUCACCUGCCCAUCCAACCUGGGCACUGGGCUGCGGGCAGGUGUGCACAUCAAGCUUCCCCACCUGGGCAAGCAUGAGAAAUUCCCUGAGGUGCUCAAGAGGCUUCGGCUGCAGAAGCGAGGCACAGGCGGUGUGGACACAGCUGCCGUGGGCGGGGUCUUCGAUGUCUCUAAUGCUGACCGCCUGGGCUUCUCGGAGGUGGAGCUGGUACAGAUGGUAGUGGAUGGGGUGAAGCUGCUUAUUGAAAUGGAGCAGCGGCUGGAGCAGGGCCAGGCCAUCGAUGACCUCAUGCCCGCCCAGAAGUGAAGCCUGGCCCACACUACCACCAGCCUGCUGCUUCCUAACUUAUUGCCCUGGGCAAUGCCCGCCAUGUGCCCCUGAUUCUGCCGCCUGGCGGCUGAGCCCUUAGCCUCUCUGUAAAGACUUCCAUCGCCCUGGGUAGAGUUUAUUUUUUGAUGGCUGAGCUGCUGCUGAUGCUGAAAUAAACUAGGGUUUUGGCCUGCA
Fukomys damarensis (Damara mole-rat) is the source of this 1147-nucleotide messenger RNA. It is a transcript of the gene Ckb, whose product is annotated as creatine kinase B. NCBI's taxonomy places the organism in Eukaryota, Metazoa, Chordata, Mammalia, Rodentia, Bathyergidae. Gene Ontology annotation, biological process: phosphocreatine biosynthetic process. The coding region runs from base 521 to 949 and encodes 142 amino acids. The transcript is spliced from 3 exons. Gene Ontology annotation, molecular function: creatine kinase activity. The record is from RefSeq and is a predicted model, not a curated record.